Messenger RNA from Pisolithus orientalis, 1404 nucleotides. RefSeq names its product Polymerase/histidinol phosphatase-like protein. The record is from RefSeq and is a predicted model, not a curated record. Gene Ontology annotation, cellular component: cytoplasm. Bases 60 to 1037 code for a protein of 325 amino acids. Gene Ontology annotation, molecular function: histidinol-phosphatase activity. NCBI's taxonomy places the organism in Eukaryota, Fungi, Basidiomycota, Agaricomycetes, Boletales, Pisolithaceae. The transcript has 3 exons. Gene Ontology annotation, biological process: L-histidine biosynthetic process.
CUGAUCUGGCAAGCAGUAAAUAACUCUCAGAGCUGCAGCUGCAGCGAUCUAUGUAGAUUAUGCCUUUCAGUCACCAUUCGCACUCUGGUCAAUUUUGCAAGCAUGCAAAAGGAACCCUGGAAGAGGUUGUUCUAGCAGCGAUCAAACAAGGUUUUCGAGUCUACGGACUCACCGAACAUGCUCCCCGGUACAGCCUAGACCAUUUGUAUCCAGAAGAGUUAGAAGCAGGGCUGUCGCCUGUCAGCCUCAUGAAACAAUUUACGGACUUCCUGGACGAAGCUCAUAGGCUCAAGUCAGCCUACGCCUCCCAAAUCACCCUUCUGGUCGGCCUCGAAACCGAGUACAUCACCGAAGAUGAUCUGGAUAUGCUCUCCUCCAUUCUUUUAGAACAGUCUAACCGCAUCGAGUACAUCGUCGGUUCAGUGCACCACGUUCAUGAAAUCCCCAUCGACUUUGACCGCGCCACGUUCGAUGACGCCUUACGCAGAUUCGCACCCACAGCCGAAGCUGAUACCCCCCGUGCUAGUCACAUGGACCAGUUCCUUUCGGCUUAUUUUGAUGCGCAAUACACGUUACUGAAACGUUUUCGACCGGAAAUUAUCGGCCACUUGGACCUCUGUAGGCUUUACAACCCGGGGUUGCGUUUCGCGGAAUACCCGAACGCUUACAACAGGCUAGAGAGAAAUAUUUCAUUCGCUGCCAGCUAUGGUGCUCUGUUCGAGUUUAACGCGGCUGCAUUGCGGAAAGGGUGGGACACUUGCUAUCCUGGGAGGGACGUUGCUGAGUUGAUUCAUGCCCUAGGUGGGCGCUUUACCUUGUCGGAUGACAGCCAUGGACCUCAGGGUGUGGGCGAAAAAUACCCGGAGAUGCGAGAUUAUUUGCGUGGAUUAAGGGUGUCAGAGAUCUGGUUUUUGAGUCGCCCCGCUGAUGGCUACGUUGACCACGUCUUUGAACGGGGUCUUGCUGCUACAUGCGUCGGCGGCGAGUGGUGGGAUGACCGCUUCUGGGAAUGCCAGUCGCAAACUGUUCAGCACUGAUCAUGAUGCAUAACUCACGCCCUAUUUUACUUAUUCGUUUUGGACUUUUUGGCGCUUUUCAUACCCUUCAUGAAGGAAAUGCACUUCGCCGUUUCCCUUGGAAGCCCCAGCACUUACCGAUCUCCAUACUGACCCACGCAACGUCCACCCGCCGCAAACUGGCGGCCAACUCAGGCGAUGUAAUUGCUAUAUGAUUGCGCCGUAAAUUUUCGGUGACGACGCCCGAAUGUACAAGGGCAUGAUAGCCUGUUGCCUCGUGAGUCGCGGAAGCUGUGUGAGCAAGGCUUGCCCUUAAUUUUAUAGACCUUCUGACGCUGUUAUCCCUUGCUAUCCUCAAUACUUGUUGACUCAAAGUAAUUACUGUCGA